Leguminivora glycinivorella is the source of this 2960-nucleotide messenger RNA. RefSeq lists its product as uncharacterized. NCBI's taxonomy places the organism in Eukaryota, Metazoa, Arthropoda, Insecta, Lepidoptera, Tortricidae. Gene Ontology annotation, molecular function: protein binding. The transcript has 6 exons. The record is from RefSeq and is a predicted model, not a curated record. The coding region runs from base 186 to 2792 and encodes 868 amino acids.
CUGUAAUGUAAUCGUGUAGUGUAGUUUGACGUACUGUACUAAUUAAAGUAAACACUGCGCAAUGAGGUUAAAAACAUCAAAAAACUAACAAAUUGAUUCGAGUGAGUGAAAGAACGUUUAACAUGUUUAUAAACUAACAAAUGAAGUUUUUCUGCUGAGUUGUUAAUAAAUACACAGGCUUCAAGAUGUCAGGAGCGCCGUAUCCAAGAAAUAAAAUGAGUUUACUAAAGCCGAUAGUGGUUCAAAAAAUGUAUUUCCAUCCACCACGGUCUAAAGCGCCUUAUAGAUUGAUUCAACAAUUCAAAGACGAAAUCAUAUACUCGAAUCCGAAUUGUGAUUUUUUGAAAGGGGAGUCCCAGGAGGUAUUGAUAGUGAAUCGAAUGAACUUGCAUACUAAGACGUGUCGGACCGUAGCGAGGUGCACAAGUCAGGGGAAUUGCGUGGAAACUACUUCAGACAACGUAGUUGCCGUUAUAGGUCAGAAGAGUUAUGAGACUGUGUUGUCAGCUUUAUCAUCAGUGUUCAAUGAAGAAACUAAAGUGAGAGGCAUCUUAGCAUUGCUGAGUGUUCAAAAAAAAUUCAACACCACAGACACACAGUAUAGUAUGGAAAUACCUGAGGUCACGAAAGAUUGUGUGUCCGUAGAAUGUCAAACUGAUGAUACUCGCUUGAAUUUGUUUGUUAAAGAGAAACAGAGAAGACGAAUACGAAGAGCACCGUUAACACCAUAUGUCGUUACAGAGAAAGUCAGGAAAUUUGUGGUGAACCCUAGUGAUGUGAAGAAAGACGUGACCAGAAGUGUGGAAGAGAAAGUCCAACAAUUUAAAGAGAAAUCACUUCCGGAUUUAAAAGAAGUUAUUGAUGAAGACAGUAAUAUUUCUGACAUCAGUAACGUUUCAUUGUCCAGUUGGCCUAGCGUACCGGGGAUCCUUGAAAACACAGAUCAGUUCCUGAACCAGAUCGACAAAGUUACGGACAAAACUUUGAAUUCUACAGGAAUCCCACUACGAGACGGAAGUGUGAUCAUGAUACCGGUGAAGCCAGAGGAUGUCUUCCAUAUAGCGACACCGGAGGUCCUGAAAAACGUGACUCAUGAGGAACGCAUGAAGCUUAUAUGGCAUCAGGCGUUCAUUGACUUCAAAUUGUGCCUGGAGCAAAAUGAAGAUGGAUAUUACCCGUUGCACAUAGCAGUUCUACACAACGACGUAGACCUUGUGAGGAGACAGUGUGCGUCGUUGCGAGCUCGUCAUGAGUCUGUGGAUAUACCCGCCGGUGGCUUGACGGCGUUACAGAUAGCGGUACGUCAAAACGUCUCCAUAGCUUGCACGAACAUACUUCUUCAAAAUGGCGCCGAUCCGCUUCUCUGCGACUACGAGAGGCGAAGCAGCUUGCAUUCGGCCGCAGAAAUCGAUUCCCCGCAGCUGAAAACCUUACUCGAGUACUGUGAUAAACAUGCCAGACAUGUGCUAAAAAACAACCUGGACUUUUGGCGGCCGGAAUUGGAAUCAAAAUCGGACAAGGAGCUUACGCGACUGAUGUAUAACUGCAUCAGUGAAAUGUUUGACGACCAAGGCUACAGUCCCCUAAUGAUAGCAGGGGAAGCCGCCAUUCCUACCAACGUGGCUUUACUAGCCGCUCGCGCCGGCCCGCUCAUCGACGCGCCGUCACCUGACUGUGGCGCCACCGCCCUCUAUCGGGCUGUCGCUAAAGCUUGCCUGCACGCUAAAGAAACCGGAAAUAUGACUACAACACCAGAGAAAUACCUCAAAACCAUAGAGAUUCUAGUAGAGCACGGCGCAGACCCAAGCAUAGAGAACCAAUGUGGCUCGUGCGUCAACUCCUUACUAACUGAAUUCAACAUAUGCGCUCUAUCUAUGACCAUAGCUAACAAAAUGACUGCUUUAAGACACGGGCGUUUCGGCCGGGAUAAACUAGAUAUGAUACUUGUUAAAAAUGAAGAUGGUUACCUAGAAAAUAUAAAUAAUGUCACUGAUAAUGUAGCUAGGACUGUCGAAACGGGACUACAUGCUGUAAUCACUGUUGAUGUUCCUGAGAAAAAAAGAAAAGGUAAUGUAAGUAAUACAGAUAAACCUACAAUUGAUGAUGUAACGGAUAAAGAUAAGGAAAUCGAAAUAGAGAAACCUAAAACUGAUGUUACAGAUAAACAAAUGAAUACAGAAUUGAAUAAAAUCAAACCAGAGGCAUCAGAUAUAGCAAUGCAAAAUAAUAAACUAGGUAAUAUUGUUAUAAAACUAAAAAAGGAUAGUAUAAAUGAUAAUGACCCAAGCAAAUUUGAUGCUACAAAAGCGAUGGAGAUCAAUAAAGUAAAUUUAAAAAACGAUGCACGUUUAGGUAAUAUUACUUUCAAAAGAUUAAGUUCAGGACACAUGAUUGCUAUAACUAAAACGAAACCACCAGAGGGCAUUUUGGCACCGAAUUCUGAUCGGAAAUUUAAUUUCAUCAAAAUAAAUUCUGCAAAAUCAAAUGAUGGACAGAAAAGUAUAAGUUUAGAUAACGGUGAAGGAUCUGCGAAAGAAAGGAAAAUGGAAAAUGUAGUUAUAGUUGAGAAUGUACCAGUGAAAACAGAUUUUCAUAUAUCCAAUAUAGCUGGAUGUAGUAAAAUAGCUAAAGCUAAGGACAUUGUUAUAUCACCUAAAAUAACUCAAGAUUUGAGCAAAGAUUUUGAAAACAAGGAACUAAGUAUGGAUGAUGUUUCUCCAGAAAUGAGUAUAAGUAAAAUGGAUCUGGAAAAUUUAAGAGUUUAUAAGAAAAGGAAGUUGGUUUUGGAAUGAUAAUGCACAGAUGUAGUGCAUUAAGCUGAACACGAAAUUAAAACAUAUACAUACAUACAUAUAAUCACGCCUGUAUCCCAUAUAGGGGUAGGCAGAACACAUGAACUAUUAAGUUUCAGUGCCACUCUUGGCAAAAAGGGGUUGAAAGAAAUCCAAAUUGUGACAUUG